ACACACGGAUACCCCCUGCCCCCAACACACACACACACACACACACACACACACACACACACUCUUAGCCUUGGGCUUGUAGAUGCCAGAUGUGUAACACUUCAGCUGACCUUUUGGCUGGAAUUUCUUCCUACCUUAGGGAAAUGUAGAUUCCUCAAGGAGUAUUUCUGUAAGUCUUGUCAUUUCUUUAUGCUUAGGUGGAAAUGAAGUUUGAAACAUUUUUCAGAAUGGCUUUCAGUCAGUGGCUGAGGGAUUUGGGAGGAGGUGGUUCCGAAGGGCAGAGUGGGAGUAAGGCCAGGCUAGGUUGGGGCCAUGCUUGUUGGGGACAUUUGGCCACUCGAGUUUGCAGUCCACCAAAAGGAACAGGGGCGGGCGGUCUUGGCUCCUGCCCAGUGCCCACAUCCUAGAGUUUGGGCCCAGGUAAAGGGGUGGAGCUCUGGGAACCUGUUUUCCCUUCCCAGCCGGUCCACAGCCUGAAUAGGUGGCCCAGGGUACGUUGGUGGUUUCAGGCCCUGGGGACUGCCCGUGCCUUCUCCCCCAGGUGGCUCGGCCUGUUGGGGGCGUGGAGCCGGGAAGGAUUACCGGGGCCCCAGCUCCGGUUCGGCCCCUGACGAGGAGGAGAGGAAGCUUCUCCUCAGUCCGGCCUCAGGGCUGCUCCCUGGCUGGUACUAGAGGUGCCCUGAGCUCUCCCUAAGACGUCCAUGUCCAAAGGCCAUCUCAGUCACAUCUGUGUGCGUCCCCGGUGGACCGAGGCCGGGGCUCUGCAGAGGCCCGCCCCUCCCCCGCCGCACGCACCCGUCCGCUGCACCUUUGGUGGGGAGGCGAGCGGCUGCACUUGUGCUGAGUUCAGGCCUUCUGCGGAGGGAGAAAUCUGUCGAGGAGGCACAUUUCAGCUCCCAGCCGCCACGCUCGGCACUUUUCUGUGUGAUCUCUUCAGGAAGUCACCGGCGUGCUCAGCAUUCGGAGGGGAGGGAGGAUGCGAGUGGGAAAAGCUGGCGGUGGGCCUUUUCCUUUGGGCUGGCAGUGGCUGGGCCCAGGGCAGUGUCCCUGCACCCCGACUCAGACUCAAGACUAGGGGAGCCCCUCCGGCUCUGCCAUGAGGGCCUGGCCUCCAGGGUGGGUUUGGGGACCUGAGGAUCCUCUGACCAUCUUCUCCAUCCUCUGCCCUGGGACGCCCGCCUCCGAGCCCAGAGUGGCCUGGCUGUGAUGAGGCGCCUCCUGGGGCCAGGUUGGGUGAGGCGGGGGCUCCACCCUGGAGCUGGCUGCACCUCCACAUCCCUCCCAGCCCAGACUCUGUCUCCCCAGUGGGUAAGAGACCGCGGUCUGUGUUAGUCCUGCAGCCACGUACUUCUUUCUGAGCCUGACCUGGAGAGCAGGGGGUGAAGGGGGUGGAGUGGGGGGCUGGCUGAGCCAGAAUUGCCAGGAUUAGAUGCACAGAAAUGUCCUUGGCAGGACUUCAAGAAGGAGAAAGUGAGGGCAGAGUGUGGGAGGGGCAUCUGAGUGGGUGCCAGGGUGGCCCUUCAGUCUGGCCCCCCAGCUCACUUCUUGUUCCCUGCGCUGUGGGCAGUGACCCCAGGCAGGGAACUGAGGGGGCUGGGAAGGCCCUCAGGUGACCAAGCAGGCACUCUGAUGAAACUGAGGAUGGGGUGGGGCAGGGGCACACGAUGCUGCAAUCCGAAGCCACAGGAAGGUUGCCCCAUCGGCAGUGGGGGUGGACUGAGUCCGACCCGACCCGCGCAGGAGGGCCUGCCACCCGGAGGGCUGGGGGGGGGUCCCCUCCAUGCUGGAAAGAGAGUGCCUCGUGCUGUGCCCCCCGGGUUAUGACGACCCCCAAUAAAGGAAACAAGGCCUUGAAGGUGAAGCGGGAGCCAGGCGAGAAUGGCACCAGCCUGACUGAUGAGGAGCUGGUGACCAUGUCGGUGCGGGAGCUGAACCAGCACCUGCGGGGCCUGUCCAAGGAGGAGAUCAUCCAGCUGAAGCAGCGCCGGCGCACGCUCAAGAACCGCGGCUACGCAGCCAGCUGCCGCGUGAAGCGGGUCACCCAGAAGGAGGAGCUGGAGAAGCAGAAGGCGGAGCUGCAGCAGGAGGUGGAGAAGCUGGCCUCCGAGAACGCCAGCAUGAAGCUGGAGCUCGACGCGCUGCGCUCCAAGUACGAGGCCCUGCAGAACUUCGCCAGGACGGUGGCCCGCAGUCCCGUGGCGCCGGCCCGGGGCCCCCUCGCGGCCGGCUUGGGGCCCCUCGUCCCUGGCAAGGUGGCUGCCACCAGCGUCAUCACGAUAGUAAAGUCCAAGACGGACGCCCGAUCGUAGGGACGCGCGCUUGCCCGGGCGGGUCUGCAAGGGGCCAUUAGGCGCAUGGCGAGUUUGGCAGCCCUGUCCCCUUCUUUCUCCCCUCCUCCUCUUCCUCUCCUGCCUCCUCCCUUCCCUGCAAAGCACAACCUGCACCCCUGGGGCGCCGGGCUGAGCCCCUUUGA
Suricata suricatta (meerkat) is the source of this 2473-nucleotide messenger RNA. RefSeq names its product MAF bZIP transcription factor G (gene MAFG). NCBI's taxonomy places the organism in Eukaryota, Metazoa, Chordata, Mammalia, Carnivora, Herpestidae. The coding region runs from base 1665 to 2309 and encodes 214 amino acids. Gene Ontology annotation, biological process: regulation of epidermal cell differentiation; regulation of transcription by RNA polymerase II. The record is from RefSeq and is a predicted model, not a curated record. Gene Ontology annotation, molecular function: DNA-binding transcription factor activity, RNA polymerase II-specific; RNA polymerase II cis-regulatory region sequence-specific DNA binding. The transcript is spliced from 3 exons. Gene Ontology annotation, cellular component: nucleus.